CAGGUUGUUUGAGAGAUACCCCGAAAUCCAGGCCUCCUUCUCCAAAAUAGCGAACGUGAAUAAAUCCUCUUUAAACAGCAAUGUCAUGCUACAUGCUCACAGCCUACACAUCAUGCACAUGAUCGGAAAACUGAUACAGCUGUUGAAUGAACCGGAGAACCUGCUGUCCAAAGUAGUCGAAUUAGGCGAGAGGCACUUCGACCGAAAAGCCAACGACGAACUUCUACAGUAUUUCUGUCCCGCCUACGUGGAGGCAAUGGCUAAGAAGGGACAGUGGAAGAAGAAGACUAUCAUUGCUUGGGAAAAGUUCUUCGAUUUCAUUCGAGCAGCUAUGGUGCAUGGCCUCAAGAAGCGAAAAGGACACUCAUCCAUAUCAAACACCACAUCCGCAUUAAAUACUGCCGCUGAAAAGAACCACAACUCACCCUCCUCAUCCCAAUGACUCAUCCGACCCAUAAACUUACUCGCAUCCAAAUUGAUGAUCAGCCGAAACUGAUGAUUAUACAGCAAAACCUGUUUGAAAUGUAAUCUGUACUGAACUGAUGUGUCAAAACAUAAUCACGACGUCACUCGAUUUUCUUAUUUUGGAGUGAACGGAUAUGCUUUGAAGUCAAAACCAGCUUUCUAACUGCGUUUGUUUUUGUAUGAACAAAUUUUUUCAAAAGAUGUGUAUGUUUUGUGAACCAUCCUCUUUUAAGUUUUAUUCAAUUCCAGAAAAAG
This is a messenger RNA of Symsagittifera roscoffensis, 720 nucleotides long. RefSeq lists its product as uncharacterized. Gene Ontology annotation, biological process: oxygen transport; response to hypoxia. Gene Ontology annotation, molecular function: heme binding; oxygen carrier activity; oxygen binding. NCBI's taxonomy places the organism in Eukaryota, Metazoa, Xenacoelomorpha, Acoela, Convolutidae. The record is from RefSeq and is a predicted model, not a curated record. The transcript has 2 exons. Bases 86 to 442 code for a protein of 118 amino acids.